AUGGCUUCCAAAACAACAACACCAUCAUCACUACUAACUCUCUUCCUCAUCCUCAACCUUCUCCCCACUAACCUUGCAACUUCAUGUCCUCAUCCCACCCCUAAACCUAAGGGCAAGUGCCCGGUGGAUGCUCUCAAGCUUGGUGUUUGUGCUGUUGUUCUCAAUGGCCUAUUAAUUGCCACCAUUGGAAACCCUCCAAAGAAACCAUGUUGUACACUCAUUGAAAAUCUACUUGAUCUUGAGUCUGCUGCUUGCCUUUGCACUACCAUUAAGGCUAACCUUCUUGGCCUCCACCUUAAUGUCCCUCUUGCUCUUAGCCUUCUUCUCAACUACUGUGGGAAAAAGGUCCCCACUUGUUUCCAGUGUCCUUAA
Messenger RNA from Dioscorea cayenensis subsp. rotundata (Guinea yam), 372 nucleotides. Its product is annotated as 14 kDa proline-rich protein DC2.15-like. The transcript has a single exon. NCBI's taxonomy places the organism in Eukaryota, Viridiplantae, Streptophyta, Magnoliopsida, Dioscoreales, Dioscoreaceae. The record is from RefSeq and is a predicted model, not a curated record. Bases 1 to 372 code for a protein of 123 amino acids.